GUGAAUGUGGAUGCACAGCGUCCACUGUUGGUAUUUUGUCCAGAUAUUGUGGUGGCUACACCAUCUCGGGCACUUGAACAUCUGAAAGCUAAAAAUCUCAAGCUGAAGGAGUCUCUUGAAAUUCUUGUAAUUGAUGAAGCAGACCUCAUUUUCUCAUUUGGCUUUGAAAAUGAAAUAAGAGAGAUAGUUAGGUAUUUACCAUCUGUGUAUCAAGCAGCAUUGGCAAGUGCCACUUUGUCAGAGGAUGUACUGAACUUAAAACGCUUAGUAUUGCACAACCCAGUAACAUUGAAGCUGAAUGAAGCUCAGCUAGCCCCACCAGAACAACUAGCACACUAUGCCCUUACAGCAGAAGAGCAAGAUAAAGCAGCUUUAUUGUGCACAAUGCUGAAGUUACAGUUAGUUCGAGGAAAAACUAUAAUCUUUGUGAAUACCGUGGACAAAUGUUAC
This is a messenger RNA of Gryllus bimaculatus (two-spotted cricket), 450 nucleotides long. The record is from the annotation of a GenBank genome assembly. NCBI's taxonomy places the organism in Eukaryota, Metazoa, Arthropoda, Insecta, Orthoptera, Gryllidae.